This is a messenger RNA of Westerdykella ornata, 1980 nucleotides long. RefSeq names its product putative Xaa-Pro aminopeptidase P. The transcript is spliced from 4 exons. Lineage: Eukaryota; Fungi; Ascomycota; Dothideomycetes; Pleosporales; Sporormiaceae. Bases 5 to 1861 code for a protein of 618 amino acids. Gene Ontology annotation, molecular function: metalloaminopeptidase activity. The record is from RefSeq and is a predicted model, not a curated record.
AAUCAUGGUCGCAAAAGUGUCCACGACGGAGCGCCUCGCAGCGUUGCGGAAGCUCAUGAAGGAGCACCAGAUCGAUGUGUACAUGGUGCCCUCUGAGGACAGCCAUCAAUCCGAGUAUAUCGCUCCCUGCGACGCCCGCCGAGCCUUCAUAAGCGGCUUCACGGGCUCCGCUGGCUAUGCCGUUGUGACCCUCGAGAAGGCCGCCUUGUCGACUGACGGUCGGUACUUUAAUCAAGCCGAGCAGCAGUUGGACGACAACUGGGAGCUGCUGAAGCAGGGGCUGCAGGAUGUCCCCACCAUCCAGGACUGGACCGCGGACCAGGUUGCCGGAGGGAAAGUCGUGGGCGUGGAUCCCACCGUCGUCACGGCUCAAGAUGCUCGGAAGAUGGCCGAGAAGCUCAAGAAGCGUGGCGGAGAGCUCCGGGCAGUGGACCAGAAUCUCGUCGACUUGGUAUGGGGCGACGAUAGACCACCGCGACCGCGCGAGACGGUACGCGUACAUCCCGUCGAGUAUGCCGGCAAGGUCUUCCAGGAUAAGCUCCAGGACCUCCGCAAGGAACUGGAGAAGCGGAAGGUCGCCGGCUUCGUCGUGUCCAUGCUCGAUGAGAUUGCCUGGUUAUACAAUCUGCGUGGGAACGACAUUCCGUAUAACCCCGUCUUCUUCUCGUACGCCGUCGUCACGCCUCAAGCAGCCACCUUGUACGUGGACGAAGCUAAGCUUCCACAGGACGUCAAAGACCAUCUCGAGGGGAAAGUAACCAUCCGGCCCUACGAGGCCAUAUUCGGAGACGUGGCAGCCUUGAGUGCUGAGUCGGCACAAAGCAAUGCCGACGCAGGCACCAAGACGGAGCAACCCAAGUUCCUCAUCUCGAACAGGACGUCGUGGGCGUUGAGCAAGGCUUUAGGAGGCGAGGAGCGCGUGGAAGAAGUGAGGAGCCUCAUCGCUGAUGCCAAGGCCAUCAAGAAUGACACGGAGCUGGAGGGAAUGAGGCGCUGCCACAUCCGCGAUGGCGCGGCAUUGUCGGAAUACUUUGCCUGGCUUGAAGACCAGUUGGUCAACAAAGGAGCGCAGCUCGAUGAAGUGGAUGGUGCUGACAAGCUCGAGUCAAUACGAGCCAAACACGAGCGCUUCGUAGGCCUGUCCUUUGAUACCAUCUCGUCUACCGGAGCCAAUGCGGCAGUGAUCCACUACAAGCCUGAAAAGCCUGGCUGUUCCGUUAUCGAUGCCAGCAAAAUCUAUCUAUGCGACUCUGGGGCUCAGUAUCUCGACGGGACAACCGACACGACACGCACUCUACAUUUUGGCGAGCCUACAGACAUGGAAAAGAAGGCGUAUACACUGGUUUUGAAGGGCCACAUUGCUCUGGAGCGCAUCCGCUUCCCCAAGGGAACGAGCGGUUAUGCCAUUGAUGCGCUGGCAAGACAGUUUCUGUGGAACGAGGGCCUUGAUUACAGGCACGGCACUGGCCACGGCGUUGGAUCCUUCCUGAACGUACACGAGGGACCGAUUGGCAUUGGGACUCGGGUGCAGUAUGCCGAUGUUGCGUUGAGUGUUGGCAAUGUCCUCUCCAACGAGCCGGGCUACUAUGAAGACGGCAACUUUGGCAUCCGCAUCGAAAACAUGAUGAUGGUGCGGGAAGUCGAGACCAAGCACCAGUUUGGCGACAAGCCGUAUCUGGGCUUCGAACGCGUUACCAUGACGCCCCACUGCAGGAAGCUGGUGGACACGAGCUUGCUGACGGAGGAUGAGAAGGCAUUCAUCAACGAAUACCACAAGGAGGUGUAUGAGAAGACGAGCAAGUUCUUCGAGAAGGACAGCCUGACGCUGGCAUGGCUGAAGCGGGAGACGGCGCCGUACUAGCAGUCUUGGUUUGCAGAGAGUUAUUGUUUGUUGAGUCAUCGGACCUUUGUUCCCCGGUGUCAUAGACGAGACGUACCCAUCUAUGCAUCGUACGUACUGUAUACGGGGAGAGGCGGGGG